Racocetra persica is the source of this 121-nucleotide messenger RNA. The record is from the annotation of a GenBank genome assembly. Lineage: Eukaryota; Fungi; Glomeromycota; Glomeromycetes; Diversisporales; Gigasporaceae.
AUGCUAUCUAAACAGCCUGACCUACAUGAUAAUUUAGAUGAUGAUUUAGAGAAUAAUACUGAUUCAGAUAAAGAAGCUAAUGAUCAAGAAAGUACAAAUAAAGAGGAUGAAAAGGAUGAAA